UUCGCACCUGUUUUGGGCUUCUGUAUUAAUUACUCUCUCCCAGCGUUCAUCAUUACAUUCACACCCACCGUCAACUUCUCGGGGACAUCUCUACUCUAUUUCUUGUUACUAUGAUAUUGUAAUUCAAAUUGCUUUUGAAAAAAGAACCUAAAAUUUAAGAAAAUCUCAGUCACCACGAUUGCGUGUAUAGCUGCGUAUUCGUAUACUGUAUAGCAUCUAGUAGAAAUGGCGGGGGGAUACAGGGCGGAGGACGACUACGAUUACCUCUUCAAGUUGGUGCUGAUCGGGGACUCGGGUGUUGGAAAAUCUAAUCUGCUUUCGAGAUUCGCUCGGAAUGAGUUCAGCUUAGAGUCAAAGUCUACUAUAGGCGUGGAAUUUGCCACGCGGAGUAUUCGCGUCGAUGAUAAGAUCGUCAAGGCUCAGAUUUGGGAUACCGCUGGCCAAGAGCGAUACCGUGCAAUCACGAGUGCCUACUAUAGAGGGGCUGUUGGAGCAUUGCUUGUUUAUGAUGUUACACGACAUGUCACAUUCGAGAAUGUUGAAAGAUGGCUGAAAGAGCUCCGAGAUCAUACAGACCAGAAUAUUGUCAUUAUGCUUGUGGGCAACAAGGCAGAUUUGCGUCACCUUCGUGCUGUUUCCACCGAGGAUGGCCAAGCUUUUGCUGAGAGGGAAAAAACCUAUUUUAUGGAGACAUCUGCCCUUGAGUCCAUGAAUGUCGAGAAUGCUUUCACAGAAGUGCUCACUCAAAUAUACCAUAUUGUUAGUCGUAAAGCGCUUGAUAUUGGAGAUGACCCUGCAGCUUUGCCGAAAGGGCAAACCAUAAAUGUUGGGGGCAAGGAUGAUGUUUCGGCACUGAAAAAGGUUAGUUGCUGCUCUGUAUGAUCCCAGGAUUCAGUGUCAACUGAGGAUUGGUUCGACCUUAAAAUCCAGGAAAACAUUAUAAUGUCAAUGGCUCUUUUCUGGUCUCUCCUUUUGGCGACCUAUGUUGAGUUAGUUUGCCAUCAGUUUUGGAGUUAGAAAUGCUGCUAGCAAAUUAUCUCAUGAAUCUCAGUUUACAUAGCUUUUCUACAUUUGAUUUUUUUCUCGAUUUAUGAAUCUACAAAUCCUUUGUUGUAUUAUGUUGCAUUUAUUGGUGUCAUUUGACAACUUCUGCUUUAGUGCUAUUUAUGAUGCAGUUUGGUUAGAUCUUGCACA
Messenger RNA from Sesamum indicum (sesame), 1194 nucleotides. Its product is annotated as ras-related protein Rab11B. Gene Ontology annotation, molecular function: GTP binding; GTPase activity. The record is from RefSeq and is a predicted model, not a curated record. NCBI's taxonomy places the organism in Eukaryota, Viridiplantae, Streptophyta, Magnoliopsida, Lamiales, Pedaliaceae.